AUGUCUUCGCGCUUUGUCUCCGCUGGCGCCAUCAACCCUUCUACGGGAGAGGUGACAGCCUCGGCGCCCGUCACGUCAUCGUCAUCGUCUUCCAUCUCACAUCCCGCGCCUUCAUCAACAACCCAUGCCACAACAACCCAUGCCACAACAACCCAUGCCACAACAACCCAUGCCACCACAGAGUUAGCACCAACACCAGCACCAGCACCAUCCAAAAAGUCCCAAGAGUGGCUCGCCGUGCAAGCCGAACUCGAAGCCAAAAAAGCCGGCACCGGCGCCGGCACCGCACCCGUCGGCAUCGGACCCAACGGCCAGGAACAAAAAUCCCUUUACGAAGUGCUCCAAGCCAACAAGGCGGCCAAGCAAGCGGCGUUUGAAGAAGCCAACAAGAUCAAAAACCAGUUCCGGGCUUUGGACGACGACGAGAUUGAGUUCCUGGAGGGGGUGGCGGAGCGGAAGCGGAGGGAGGAGGAGGAGAGACGGAGAGAGGAGGAAGGGGGGGGCGAGGAAGGGGAUUAUGGUGGGCAGGCCGAGGAUAGUGAUGAGGGGGGGUUGGGGGAGGAGGAGUUGAUCUUUAUGAGCGGUGGGGCAGGGGGAGGAGGGAGGAAGAGGAGGAGGGGGACAGAGGCUAAACGAUUGGUGCCGGGGGUGAAGAGGGUUAAAAGUAAUGGGGAGGAGGGGGAGAAGACGGCGGCGGCGGCGGUGGUAACGGAGGAGAGAAAACCGGAGACGAAGUCGGUGGUUCCUGAGCCAGCCAAGUCUGUGGCUACGGUUACAGCUACGGUUACAUCUACGGCUGCGCCAUCUGCGAAGAAGCCAGUCGGUGGACUUGUUUCGUAUGCAUCGUCGGAUGAGGAUGAUGACUGA
Sordaria macrospora k-hell is the source of this 867-nucleotide messenger RNA. NCBI's taxonomy places the organism in Eukaryota, Fungi, Ascomycota, Sordariomycetes, Sordariales, Sordariaceae. The record is from RefSeq and is a predicted model, not a curated record.